Dicentrarchus labrax (European seabass) is the source of this 1831-nucleotide messenger RNA. RefSeq names its product tumor necrosis factor receptor superfamily member 6B. Bases 17 to 1084 code for a protein of 355 amino acids. NCBI's taxonomy places the organism in Eukaryota, Metazoa, Chordata, Actinopteri, Moronidae. The record is from RefSeq and is a predicted model, not a curated record. Gene Ontology annotation, molecular function: protein binding. The transcript is spliced from 5 exons.
AUGACCAUCAGCCACUAUGUCUGUGGAAUCCAGUCUAGUCACAGUGCCUGCAAUGUUUCUGAACGUCAAGCUACUACAGAUGGAAAGAGACAAAAGACAGGAGACAGAGGCUUCACAACAGGAACAGAAGUUCAGUGUCUUGUCCCAUCAGCUCACACAGUUCCAGUUGGACAUGGAAGACACCAGAGCGAGUCGACCACUUCCACAGGAUCAGAGAGUGCCAGCUGGAGACCCUAAGUUACUAAGUGCUUCGGCGGUGGACCCAGUUCCGACCUACGAGCGCGAAGACCCGCUCACCGGGGACACCCUGAUCUGUGAAAAGUGUCCACCCGGCUUUCAUCUAGUCGCGCACUGCACGGCCACCACGCCCACCCAAUGCGCGCCGUGCAAAGGCGAGCAGUUCACCGAGUUCUGGAACUACCUGCCCAGGUGUCUGUACUGCAGCAACUUCUGCUUUGACAACCAGGAGGUACAGAAGGAGUGCUCAGCGGUCAACAACAGGGUCUGCCGGUGCAAAGAGGGGUUCUACUAUGCCAAUGACUUCUGCGUUGAACACACACAGUGCGGGCCAGGACACGGUGUUCUAACCAGAGGUACAUCAGAAACGAACACUCUUUGUGUAAGUUGUGCCCAGGGUUUCUUCUCCAGCUCAUCAUCUGCGCUUGAUUCGUGCGUAAUCCAUCAGGAAUGCGCGAACGGACAGAUUGUGCUCCUCCCCGGUUCAGUUUACCACGACACAGUGUGUGGCACCUGCACAGAUCUUGCCAAUGGAGGUGAGACUUCCAGGACAUUCCUCUCAGCAUUCUUCAGUAAUCACAGGAUGCGCGUGUCGAAAAUGAAGAAAUUUGUGGCCAGGUACAUUCAUAAGUCAGGGGGGGAGAGGCGCAUCAGGGGAACGGUUCUCCCCAGACAGAGAGGUCCUCUCCUGGAUCAAAUCAAAGCAUGGCUGGCAGAGAGUCCAGACGUGCAGCUGAAAAAACUGCCAGCGAUGCUGAGGGCCACACAGCUCAGCUCCAUGGCAGAAAAACUGGAGAGGAGACUCAAUGAGAUUAAGCAACAUAACUGUGCAGCAGUUGAACAGUAAUGUACGCUGACAGAUUGGUAGAUACAGUAUAGAAUUAUAUAUACCUCUUUCUCUUAUUUACCCAUUUGAAAACAAAUAUCUAAAAGAUGAAAGGCUGUGAUGAAAAACAUGUUGAAAAAUACUGUACUGCCAUCAAUGUUAUUUGUGUAUCUUUAAUUGGAGUCAGACUAUAACUGUGCUUCAGAUUGAUAAAGAGGAAAAAUGACUAAAAGCAGCCUACAAAUUUGGAAGAACCUUCAAGUAAAUGUAAAAAAUGCCAAUAUUGUUGGAUGACUCAAGUGUCAUGGAGACAUAUAUGUGUCAUACAAAAGGGAGCUAAAACUAAAUGUUAUCAUUGAAAUGUAUGAUGUUCUGUAAAAACUCUGAUAUUGAACUGGAAACUUUAACCUGUUAUGCGCGGCAGCUAAAUAAAGUACAUGUUGAAAUCUAAAAUGGCUGUAACCAUCUCAAGCAAGAUAACCACUGUCAGCCUGCGGGGUGUAAUUUAACCAAAUAACCACAAGGUGUCGCCAUCUUCCUCUUUUAACUCUGGUCAUUGGAGAAUAAUACUGACAUGUUUACACACCCUAUCAGAGAGUGAGUUAUUGAAACCUAUUUAUUCAUUCUUUCUACAGAAUAAAAAUUAUCUCAUUGGCUUACUCAGUAUGGACCAUUACACCACAUAAUGGUCCAAAUGCAAUGUUAAAGUGACCCGAAAGAAUUUGCUUAUUGUGUUGUGUUAAAAUAUUAAAAAAGUUAGAAAAUGUG